AUUCUCACACUUCACGUCCUGUGCCACAGAGCUGAGCUCUCAGAAAUAAUCCACAUCCUUUGGUGCAAUGGAGGAAAUUUAUGUCAAUGAAGAUGAUUUCAAACCUGCCAAUAGGUCUCCUAUACAAAACCCCACAGGUCCAAGGAGCUACAAGAGAAGAUUUUAUGUAAUUGUUAUUCUCUCCUUGGGCCUGCUGGCUGGAAUUAUCACUCUUGCUUUGUACUAUAAAACCUGUCCUACAGGAUGGAGCAUGUUCAGUCAUAGCUGUUAUUUCCUCUCUGCAAGAUCUGGUUCCUGGCAUUCAGCUAGAAAAAACUGCAUAGACCAAGGAGCAGAUUUGGUGGUGAUAGACAGCCCUGAAGAACAGAACUUCAUCGCUUCAUUCACCCAGAAAGAGACUUGGAUUGGUUUAAAUGACAUAGAACAAGAGGGCACGUGGAAAUGGGUAGAUGGAACGCCUCUGACUCUGCAAUACUGGGCAUCUGGCCAGCCUGACAACCACUACCGUAGAGAGGACUGUGCUCAUAUCAGAUAUAAAGGAACUUCCUGGAAUGAUGAAGGAUGUGACGGUUCUUACCAGUGGGUCUGUGAAAAAGUACUGUAAUGGCUGAAUUUGUUUGAAAAUUCAGCCGUUACAGUACUUAUGUAAUUUUACAUAUUUUACAUUUUACAUAUUUUUCAAAUUAUUUCUUGUUAUUUCAUUAGCAUUUUUAUAUAUCCUUUUCUGAAUAAGUAUUAAGCUUUAGUAAAACACAAGCCUUGAAAUAUAACUAUGCCUAUGAUAACAAUAAUAGUGAUCAGUAACUGACCCAUUUCAUUUGGAUAGCACUUCUAAAAACAUACAGUCACAACAUGCUUCACAUUUUGGGUAAAACAUAAAAUACAGUCUUCUAUGCACUUAUACAUACAUACUUCCACAUUAGAUGUGUAGAAAAAAAAUAUUAUUUUUCUUCUUCUUCCUCUUCUUCUUUCUCUUCUUCUUCUUCUUCUUCUUCUUCUUCUUAUUAUUAUUAUUAUCAUUAUUGAUUAGUUUGCCUUCUGGCAGGGAAAAAAAUCACUGUAAUAAGUAAAUUCAGCAAACAUAAACUCAAGUCCUAUUGCAUACUACCUUUUUGGAAAUUAUCUAAAGAACACUAAAGAAGUGUUCUUUAGAUACACACUAAAGAAGACUGUGGCCUGCUUUAGUGUGUGCUCAGUGUUGUUUCAGUCAAUAAUUACCGUCACUGGGGAAAUGGUGUCAACAUUUUUUCAACAAUUUUGUGGUAUUUUUAUUGAUAAUGUUGGUUUAUUGCUUGAAUUUUGUUUAGAUUCUUUCAGCAGUUGUAACAGUGUUUUUGCAUCUCAAAGAUUUGACCUAAGACCUUCAUCUAGAAAGGACUGUUAAAAUUUUUACAUUUCAGUCUGCAACAUUUGGGCAUUAUCAAGUAAUUUGCCAUACAAUAUUAUAGUGUUUUUAGUUUGAAACAUAGCUAAAAUGUUCUCAGGUGUGCGGACAUGAAACAGCACAACAGUAGCUAGUGCUAAUUGAAAUCUGCACUGGUUAAACAUUUGCAUUUUAUACUGCUUAAUGUGUGCUGACUUGUUAUUGUGACUGCUGAAAGCAUUUAAACUAUGUUAUCUUCACUUUAUUGUUACUAUUCUAGUUAAUUGGAACAGAUUAUUUUCUCUUGCUGUGUAUGUGUAUGUGUGUGUGUGUGUGUGUGUGUGUGUGUGUGUGUGUGUGUGUGUGUGUGUGUGUGUGUGUGUAUAUAUAUAUGUAGCCACCAGGAGGCGCAAAGAUAAUGAGAGUUCAUUCACUUCCUACUGUCGAGAUGAAAUAUUAUUUUACAUUCAUAAUCUGUGUUACUAUUCAUGAUCCUUAUUAUUACUGUUGUAUCAUUUAUGAUUUAUCAUUGUUGUCAUUCCAUUGACACAUUUCUUGAAACUGGUGAGGUUAUAUUAAAGUCUGUAUUUCAGGUGUUAGCAUAAGCACAUAAUAAUCUUUCAUUGCAGGUGCAACUGUAAUCAUGUUAUACACAUAUUGCAUAAUUAAAGGGUUGAAGCUCGGUUAAGUUAAUUAAUGGUUUGAAGCUACGGGCAGCGCGAUGUCUGGCCGAUCAAUGGAGCAAAGUUCAGCUAUUGAAAGGUUGCCUACAUGUUUACCGUAUAAUUUACUAUAUAUUGCCUGUGUGCAUUCAGCAGCCUCCUGCAUUGAAGUUUGCCUGGUAACAGAGGACGUAGAGGGGGGUCAGGCGCUAAGGUUAACAACACAGACACAUAGUCUGCCUGAGGGAACUGAUUGCAAAGGCUGUGUACCUGCAUACGUGACAGUUUAGUUCUGAUAAGUUCAGUGUAAGAGUGUAAUAACAGGAUGCAUCUGUUAGGUGGAGGAACAUCGGAAGGAACUGUUCUUUUUUAGAAUAUGUCCUCGCUGUAGUUACUGGAACAUGCAUCUGCAGUGACGCGUAUUGCUUGUAUAAAUAUUACACCCCACCUAUUGUCAGGCGGGAGAUGGAGCCUGAUGUUUUGCAGAGCCUAUCUUCACCACAUAUAUGUGUUUUAAUAAAAUAAUUUGUGUUGACCCACUAUGGACUUUCAGUCGUAUGUCUCUUCCUCAAAAUUCGAACCGCGACACUACACAUAUAUAAAAGCAUGUUUUUGCUUUGAUUUGGGGUUUAUAUAAAUUGUUGUGGAGGGUUGUGCACACUAAACAAGCAGGAUACAGUAGAAAACAAAAAGUGAUGUUUGCAUUCUAUUUUUAUUGCUGAAUAAUGUUUCUAAACAUGAAAGCAUGGGACUGCAAUGUUUUUUCUUUUUAAUUCAAAAAUGAAAAUAAAAAUAUAAAUGCAAAUUGAUUAUUGGUUGGUCCUGUCAGAGAAGAGUGUAUUUUAGAAAUGAUACAAAAGGACGUCAGAAAGAGGGGACCAUGAUAGCAAUAACAAUGUAUAUGUUUAAGAGUUGACAAUUAUUUUAUACAUUUUUGUUUUCAUUUCUUGGGAUUGUGCUAUCAAAGCUUGUGUUACGUAGACAUCUUAACAGUAGUUUUACUUAUCAUGUCUAGGUUGGAUCAUUAAAAUGCAGUAAACUGCCUGCUGUUAACGACCUGUAUUUUUUUUCUCUCCUUCCAUGCUCUCCCAUCUCUGAUGUAUUACUGCACUAAUUUUAAGGCCAACUUUUACAGACAGGUGAGAGAGUGCAGACUAUCAUUAGCAUUACAGGUGAUUCUUUUCUCACAUAUUAGGUAAUUGUUCAAAAUUAAGUUCCAGCACAGUCUCAGAAAUAACCCUCACAUCUGGUUUGGGAUCUACGAGGAAGCUU
This is a messenger RNA of Haplochromis burtoni (Burton's mouthbrooder), 3297 nucleotides long. RefSeq names its product CD209 antigen-like protein A. The coding region runs from base 68 to 604 and encodes 178 amino acids. The transcript has 5 exons. The record is from RefSeq and is a predicted model, not a curated record. Lineage: Eukaryota; Metazoa; Chordata; Actinopteri; Cichliformes; Cichlidae.